Helobdella robusta is the source of this 1554-nucleotide messenger RNA. RefSeq lists its product as hypothetical. Lineage: Eukaryota; Metazoa; Annelida; Clitellata; Rhynchobdellida; Glossiphoniidae. The transcript has 5 exons. Bases 39 to 1196 code for a protein of 385 amino acids. Gene Ontology annotation, molecular function: UDP-glycosyltransferase activity. The record is from RefSeq and is a predicted model, not a curated record.
GUUUUGAUUUGGUUGUCGUCGAGCCGUUCGCUGUCAUCAUGUGCACGCUUAUCUUGCCGAAGUAUCUCAAUGUUCCCUUCGUCAGCCUUGCUAAUUCCUACUUCGCUUUCGACGUCAGAUCUCCAGCUCUGCCGUCUUUCUCCUUUAGAUACUUUCAAGCGGAAGACAACCAAAAAGAAAUGUCUUUCUUCGUGCGGUUUAAGCAGCUUAUGAUCUUCUUGUUCUUUUCAAGCAGUCUGUCUCCACUGAACAGGAACCUAACCCUCCUCCACAAAUACUCACCCGAGUACGAUACCUGGGAGGACCUUCUGAGGGAAUCCCUGCUGUUUUUCCACGAGGUUGAUCAUCACUUCGGAAACUUCCUACCCGUAUUCCCAAAUCAUAUUUCUACUGCCGGAUUAACUGGAAUUCCAGCUAAAAAUCUUCCUGAAAAUAUUUUAAAUUUUGUUAAUGGCAGGAUUGUUGACGGGAAAGAGCUUGGUUUAAUUCUAAUGACAUUUGGUUCCAACGUGAAUUACAUGUCAAGAUCAACUAUGAAAAAGUUUUUGAACGCGUUUGGAUUGCUCAAUGAAACCGUUAUCGCUAAAUUUUCCAUCGACAAAAAGGACCUGGAGUUGAUUUCUAGCAUUCCGCCGAACGUAAUGGUUUUGAAAUGGCUGCCCCAAAACGAUAUCCUGGGCCAUCCCUCCACCAAACUCUUCAUCACGCACUGUGGCAACAACGGACAGCAUGAAGCUCUCUAUCACGGCGUCCCGAUGCUGGGGUUCCCACUCUUUGCUGAGCAGCACAUGAACUGCAAGAGGAUGACCGUUGGCGGAUUCGGUUUAUCACUGAAUAUUUUAAGUUUCACUGAAGACGAAUUGUUACAAACGAUUUUAGAUCUUUUGCAAAACCCCAAGUACGAAAACUCCAUCCAGCACAUGUCAGAGGCCUUCAGAGAUCAGCCAAUGACAGCCCAGGAAAGAAUUGUCUUCUGGAUCGAGCACGUGAUCAAACAUGGCGGCUCUCAUUUGAGAUCUAGUGCCAUGGAUCUGCCGCUCUAUCAGUUUUUAUGCCUCGAUUCGGUUGGAUGUCUUUUGAUGAUAAUCAUAUCAACGCUUUUUUUUUUUGCUCAGCUGUUGAUACUUUUGUGGAAGAAAGUUGCCAAACAUUACAAAGUAAAAUCAAGCAGAAAUCAACUGAAAAAAAGAUCAUAGACGUUUAGAAUGUUUAGCCAAACUCGAGUUCCCCGUUCAUAGUAAUGUCAUUUUCAUUUUGUGUAUAUUUUGAUUUAAAUCAAUCAACUUAAUAUAAAAUAACACACACAUAUAUAUACAUAUAUAUAUAUAUAUAUAUAUAUAUAUAUAUAUAUAUAUAUAUAUAUCUAUGUAUGUCUGUGUCUGUGUGAGAUGUUUUAUUCAAUUGUAACAGUCGAAAAAUUAAUGAAAAUCUGAAAAAAGCGUCAAGGAAUCGGUAAAAUACACGCGUUGUAUGAAGAGGAAAAUAAUUUUUCGUAUACUAAACUGGGAUGAAAAUCGAAGUUUUACAAAAAUAAAAAGUUAAAAUCAGUCACCA